This is a messenger RNA of Cladophialophora yegresii CBS 114405, 1968 nucleotides long. RefSeq lists its product as uncharacterized. Bases 1 to 1968 code for a protein of 655 amino acids. The record is from RefSeq and is a predicted model, not a curated record. NCBI's taxonomy places the organism in Eukaryota, Fungi, Ascomycota, Eurotiomycetes, Chaetothyriales, Herpotrichiellaceae. The transcript has 2 exons.
AUGGCAACUGGCCUCGAUCCGUUCUUCAAGCUCGGCAGAGACACGUACCACAUAUUGCUCGACCCGAAAGCGAGCAGCUUGCCACCUGCCCUGAUCCCGAAACUUCGUCGAUUUGAAGGGGAGUUCAUACCUGUUACUGUCGUUGAGUGGACGCCCUCAAUCUUCACUCCGGCCGAUCUAAGAGCAACCUGCCGGUACUUCGCAAGCACUGACGACGUCUGGAGUACUGAUUUCCUGUCGCUCAUCGUUUUGUUGCAACCACCUACUGUGCGAGGCGGUGUCAAGAAAAAGCGGAUAUUUUCCAUUGACAAAUCUAGGAAUGACCUCGCGGAAGGCCCAUAUGUCGUCCUCAGAGCGACAGGUCAAAUAUUUCCUGUCUUCAGGCUUGUACCAGACCCGCAGCGGGCAUUCGUGAGUGGCAUCUAUCGAAGAUCCGCUUCUGGAACGACAUGGUGCGAACUUCCAGUAAGUGCACAUAAAACAGGCUCGAACGUCAAUAUCCAGCUGAUAUUGCAGAAAUCACCAGCAUUGGUAGCUAUACCUUCCAAGCUAUAUCACCGCCACAGCGACAACCCGUUGGCGGGCCUGAGAUUUGCAGUCAAAGACACAAUUGCCAUUAAAGGCUUAACGACCGGGUUCGGCAACCAAGCCUGGGCGGACACAUACCCUGUGGAAAGAACGACGGCCCCGGUCGUCAGGCUACUGCUCGAAGCGGGCGCUGUGCUAGUAGGGAAGCUCAAAACCACUGAGUUCGCCGAAGGUGUUGACCCGUGUGAGUGGACAGAUGAUGUCUGCCCUUUCAACCCUCGCGGCGACGGGCAGCAGAAACCGUCUUCCUCCAGCACUGGCAGCGCCGUAGCGGUUGCGUCAUACGACUGGCUCGACUUCGCGGUCGGCACGGACACAGGCGGCUCUAUCAGGCAUCCCGCCGGGGUGAACGGCGUGUUCGGACAGCGCCCUUCCUGUGGGUUGGUCAGUCUCGAGGGCGUCCUCGGUGCCACCGACCUAUUCAACACGGUCGGCAUCUUCGCCAGAGAGGUCGACAUCUUCGCCCGCGUCGGGUCAUUCCUAGUCAGUCGAGGAAAGCCUCCACCAUGCGUGGCCGAAAAGCGCAGAUACAACCUCCUCUAUCCUACUCGAGCUGCACAAACGGACAACCCGGAUCCUCAUCACCACGGGCAACACCGAUGGUUCCCGCACCCGUCCGUCGACCCAAAGUACUGGUCCGAAGCGGAGAAGCAGAUCGACGCCACAUUACGAAAGUUCGAAACUCACUUUGACUGCGAACGCAUCCCCUUCAACAUCAACGACCUUUGGAGGGCGACCCCGCCAGUCGGGCAGUCAAGGUCGCUCGACGAAGCUGUCGGCCCCAUCUAUUCGGCCAUCACCACGGCGUCGGCGGUGGCAUGCGGCCUGGGCCAAUUCAUCACCGCAUAUCAGGCCAAACACGGCAAGCCGCCCGAGAUGUCAGACCUCGUCCGCCGGCGACUGGACCACGGCCGGAACGUAGCCGCAGAGGAAAUCGCCAACGCCCUGCAAGCCAUGCAGGCCUUCAAGCUGUGGGUUGAGACCACACUCUUCGGAUCCUACGACCAGGACGCGACCACACUGCUGAUCUUCCCGCAAUCGUGUGGGCGGCCGGAUUAUCGCGACGACGUGCCCGACCGCAGCGAGCUCUUCAACGACACCUUCAGCCUCUAUUCGUUCGGCUACCUGGUCGGGUGUCCAGACUAUACCAUCCCCGUGGCGGAGACGGCGUACGUCUCCAGAAUUACGGGGCGGGCAGAGUACCUCCCCGUGUCAAUCAGUCUUGUUGGCCGGCCUGGAUCGGACCUUGAGCUGUUCAAUGUGGUGCGCCAAAUGCGUGACACGGGGAUGAUAUCCGAUGUCGCCACAGGGGCGCGGAUGUAUCCCGAGCGACGGAUCGAGGGCGUUGCCGUUAGCACAGAAAGUCGUCCGCAGACAUGA